Thamnophis elegans (Western terrestrial garter snake) is the source of this 1168-nucleotide messenger RNA. RefSeq names its product interleukin-36 alpha-like. The transcript is spliced from 5 exons. Gene Ontology annotation, molecular function: cytokine activity. Bases 227 to 838 code for a protein of 203 amino acids. NCBI's taxonomy places the organism in Eukaryota, Metazoa, Chordata, Lepidosauria, Squamata, Natricidae. Gene Ontology annotation, biological process: cellular response to lipopolysaccharide; cytokine-mediated signaling pathway; positive regulation of gene expression. The record is from RefSeq and is a predicted model, not a curated record.
UGAUGUAUCUUCGUAGACUGGUUGCGACAAAUUAUUUUCUUCCAGGGUCAGAUUACUGAGACAACAUCUGGGUUUAAUUCUAUUUGUAGUUGAUUUCUUCCUGGUGGUAUAGGGAGCAUUAAGAAAGCCAUUUACAUCUGUGACUUUGUUCUCCAUGCUGAAGAAUAGAUAAUCUCACCAGAAAAGAAACAGCUCUUUCCAGGUCUAUCUUGCUAAGAACAAAACAAUGACACAACCUGAAUGUCAAGGAAACUUAAAUAAGUUUAAACAGUUUGAAAAGGGAGGAGACAUGGCAAAUGAAGUAUAUAAGAUGUCAUGGGAGAAGCAAAUGGAAGAUUUAUUCAAAGCAUUCAAGCCAAAACGAGACUCUUCAUCAUAUAUUCCGGCAGCGGCAGAAAAGCCCUGGCAGUUUCAAUUUUGGGAUAUUAAUAAUACAUUUCUCAGAGUGGUGGACAAAGUAUUGAUGACAACUCCACAAAUUUCAAAUUCACCAGGAUGUUCUUUUGAUGUAGUUCCUAAUACCGCAUUAGAUUCAACAAGGAAUCCAAUCUUUAUGGGUGCUGAUAAUCAUGUUGUGUCCUGUAUAAAGUCUGAUGAUGGACAGCUUCAAAUACAGCUCAUGGAGGAAGAUAUUAUGAGAGUGUAUAAAACACCAGAAAAGUUCAAGAAUUUCACUUUCUACAGUACAAGUGAUGGCAAGCCAGAGAUUUGCACUUUUGAAUCUGCAGAGUUCCCAGGUUGGUUCAUCAGCAGUUCAUCUGAGCCGAAUAAGCCUAUUGGUUUAAAUCAAAAAGGAGGACCUGAAAACAUCUUGUUUUAUUUUACAAAGAUAGACUAAAUCAAAUUUAUUAAUGGUAAGAUAGUUAUUCCAGUGUAGGAGGAGGACAGCUGAGAAUUGUUAUGUUUCCACAAGUGGAUUCAAUCCAAUUCCCCUUGAUUUCGAUUAACUAUUCAUAGCCCCAAUUUAAUGCUUACUGCUAAUUAAAUAGCCUAACACAUUUUGCACCUUUGAUCUAGGAAAUUGAUCAAAGAAAAUUAGCACGCACAAAAUAUACUUUGCAACCAAUACUAUUUUCCAGCUUGCAUUAACAAGUGAACUGAUUUUUUGCAUUUCUUUUGACCCACAUUUUGUACUGGCAUUUCUUAUUAAUAAAAAAUAUGUUUCACA